Molecule: messenger RNA, 2013 nt
Organism: Rhagoletis zephyria (snowberry fruit fly)
Lineage: Eukaryota; Metazoa; Arthropoda; Insecta; Diptera; Tephritidae
Source: RefSeq, a predicted model, not a curated record
AAAUUUGCCAAAGUUUUAAUAGCAAACCGCGGUGAAAUUGCCUGUCGCAUCAUUCGAACAUGUCGUGCCAUGGGCGUCAAGACGGUCGCCAUAUACAGCGAAAUUGAUGCCCGCUCUCUGCACGUACAGGAAGCAGACGAGUCGUACUGCGUUGGACCGGCGCCUUCACGUGAAUCAUAUCUCAACGUUGAGGCCAUUGUGGAGGCGAUUCGCCAGAGUGGCGCCGAAGCCGUUCAUCCAGGUUAUGGCUUUCUUUCGGAGAACACCGCUUUCGCAAAGCAGCUGCAAGACUUGGGCGUCGCCUUUAUCGGCCCAAACUCAGAGUCCAUUCGUGCGAUGGGCGAUAAGAUCGAGAGCAAGCUGAUUGCGAAGAAAGCAGGCGUAAACACAAUUCCCGGCUACGAUGGAACGGUUCGCGAUGCUGAGCACUGCGUAGAGUUGGCACGCCAGAUUGGCUACCCGGUGAUGAUCAAAGCCUCGGCAGGCGGUGGCGGCAAGGGCAUGCGAAUUGCCGCCAACGAUAGCGAAGUUUUUGACGGUUAUCGGUUCUCCAAAGACGAAGCAGCUUCCAGCUUCAACGAUGACCGACUUCUGAUUGAGAAGUUCAUCGAAGAGCCGAGGCACAUUGAGGUGCAGGUGCUUUGCGAUAAGCACGGCAAUGGCAUCUUUCUCAAUGAGCGCGAGUGCUCCAUUCAGCGACGCAACCAGAAGGUCAUUGAAGAGGCGCCCAGCACCUAUGUCGACGCCGCUCUCCGAGCUGCGAUGGGCAAUCAGGCCGUAGAGCUGGCGCACAGUGUUGGUUAUGACUCGGCAGGAACAGUGGAGUUUCUCGUUGACAAGCACAAGAACUUUUACUUUCUUGAGAUGAACACGAGGCUGCAAGUAGAACACCCGAUUACCGAGUACAUUACCGGCAUUGAUUUAGUUCAUCAGAUGUUGCGCAUUGCCAAAGGCCACCCCUUGAAGCACGCCCAGAAAGACGUCCAAAUCCGAGGAUGGGCCGUCGAGUCGCGCGUGUACGCAGAAAACCCGUACAAGAAGAACUUUGGCCUGCCCUCCGUGGGCCGACUGACGCGCUACCAAGAGCCAGUGCACAUACCCAAUGUUCGCUGUGACUCGGGCGUGACAGAGGGCUCGGAGAUCUCCAUCUACUACGACCCGAUGAUCUGCAAACUCAUAAGCUACGGGGAAACGCGAGCAGAGGCGCUGCACACAAUGAAAGACGCACUGGACAGCUAUGUGAUUCGAGGCCUGACGCACAAUAUUCCCCUGCUGCGGGACAUUAUCACUGAGGAGAACUUUGUCUCAGGUCGACUGAACACUAGUUACUUGCCUGCAGUCUACGGAGAGCGAUUCAAAGGUCGAAGAAUGACUUCCAAAGAGCAGGUCUACCAGCUGGCGUCCAUUGCCUCGGCCAUUUACCUGCGCGAAGAGGCCCGAUCAAACCAGCACCUGUCACAAGCCAAACCGACAGCCAACUUGUUCAUCGAUUUCAGCGGCAAUGAUAGCCUCAACUUGCAGGACAUGCUUUCCGCUCGAGUGCGCGUUAAUGGCGACAAAUACCUGGUGCAAGUAAAUGGUGGCGAUUACGAGGUAGAAGUACCCAAAGAGCUAUCUUUAGGCGCCCUGACGCUUGAAAUUCCUAUUGGCAAUGAGAAAAAAAUUGUUCAGAUCAUGUCCAUCGACGGUGACGGUCGUCUGUUGAUUCAGUUUGAAGGCACAGUAUUUAAAGUUCGCGUUCUCGAUGAGAAGACGGUCAAGUACAUGAAACGAAUGCCUGUCAAGCAGAAACCGGAUGCCAGUAAGAUCAUUCAGUCGCCCUUGUUUGGCCUCGUCAAGUCGGUGUCCUGUCAAAUCGGUGACCAGGUCAAUGAAGAGCAGGAGUUGUGCGUUAUAGAGGCCAUGAAGAUGAGUAUAAUUAUUAGUGCCACCCAAUCGGGAAAGGUGUGCGAAAUAAACUGCAAAGUAGGGGAUACUGUACUUGGUGACCAAGUGCUGGUGCAGCUGCAAUGA